This is a messenger RNA of Arvicola amphibius (Eurasian water vole), 6090 nucleotides long. RefSeq names its product eukaryotic translation initiation factor 4E binding protein 2 (gene Eif4ebp2). The transcript is spliced from 3 exons. The record is from RefSeq and is a predicted model, not a curated record. Lineage: Eukaryota; Metazoa; Chordata; Mammalia; Rodentia; Cricetidae. Gene Ontology annotation, molecular function: eukaryotic initiation factor 4E binding. The coding region runs from base 234 to 596 and encodes 120 amino acids. Gene Ontology annotation, biological process: negative regulation of translational initiation. Gene Ontology annotation, cellular component: cytoplasm.
GCUCGCUUCCGGUAGUCACCGUUGCCGCUGCUACGGCUGCUGCUUCUGCUGCUGAGGCUGCGGGCGGAGGCCGGAGGACCGGGCGGCGGCGGCGGCGGCGGGAGCGCAGCGGGACGACCGAGCGAGAGCCGGCGAGUUGAGAGCCGAGCGCUCUCUUUCUCCCGCUCGACGAGCCAGUGCCUCCCGGGCCCCGCCGCCGCCGCCGCACAAAGCCGCGAGCCCGCGCCUAAGCCAUGUCCGCGUCGGCAGGCGGCGGCCACCAGCCUAGCCAGAGCCGCGCCAUCCCCACGCGCACCGUGGCCAUCAGCGAUGCCGCGCAGCUACCUCAGGACUACUGCACCACUCCCGGCGGGACGCUGUUCUCCACCACGCCGGGAGGAACACGGAUCAUUUAUGACCGAAAGUUUCUGUUGGAUCGUCGCAAUUCUCCCAUGGCACAGACCCCGCCUUGCCAUCUGCCCAAUAUCCCUGGAGUCACCAGCCCUGGCACCUUAAUUGAAGACUCCAAAGUAGAAGUGAACAACUUGAACAACCUGAACAAUCAUGACAGGAAGCACGCAGUUGGGGAUGAGGCCCAGUUUGAAAUGGACAUCUGACUGCUGCACAGUCAAAGGAGGCUUCAGCGCAACAGCCCAUGUGACUGACUAGGCCAGUAGGAACCGAGAAGCCGGCAGUUCCCCCUCCCCUCCCUCUGGGUGCCAAAUGAUGGGAGAUAAGCUCCAUUGACCACAACUUCCCCUGUCUCCUGCCCCUGCCCCGCUAAGGUUAGGAUGAUAGCCCUUGGAUUACUCUGUGGAACUGAGUGGUUGGUCCUUGGAGGAAAGCAGUCCCUGUAACUUUCCUGUUCAUUUCCUAAGACUCUUCUGCCCCCUUCUGUCAGGAACUCUAAGAAGCAGCACCUCUGCUUGGGGUGACUGGGGAGGGAAGGAUGUUUGGUGCCCAUUGCUGUUCCUGUACUCUCUUCUGUCUUCCUCCCUGCAUCCCAUUGGUGAGUCAGUGCUGGAUGUGGGAUCUUUAAACCAUUCUGAAGAAUGAUAAACAAUAUGAGCUGCUUGCCCUAUCCCUGGAGAUGUUUGUCCUCGGUACUGGAGCACAGCUCUUGUACCUCCUGUAUGUAGCUCCGACUGCAUACCUGGGCCACAUGUCAUGAGCUCCCUUUUCUCUGGGGAGAAGGCUUCUGUCCUGGGUGUGAUGGCUCAUCUCCCUAUUCCCUUAUCUAAUUCAUUGGCACAGGGAUUUUUUUAAACCUUCCUUCUGAAGAGACCCCUGGGUGACCAGGUGGUCUUUGCUUGUCUGCCAUUCUUCCUGCCUGCAUCUUGUAGGCAAAGUCCUCUUCACUCCAAAAUGCCCUGGGACUUCUGUCUGCUCCCAGAUCAGUCAUUUGAAGUGCCAGUGCUUUGGUCUCCACCUGGUGGGCACAGCUGGUCCCAGCGGUCUGCCUGAGAAUGCCCUAACUCUGGCCUCUGCAGAGGACUGAGCCACACAAGUAGCCAGCCCUAGUAGUCAUGGUUUAAACCUGAUAGACCUUAGCAGGUUUGCUGCCCUGUAGUUUAUUAUAUUUUGAGUUUAAAGUUGACUCCCCUAUUCCCUUCCUCUGAAUCUACUUUAUCCUUGGCUGCCGAGAGAGAAGCACGGGCUGAAAGAGUGCAUUCCUCCCAGUUUGCUUCUCCUCCUCAUUGUAGACCUUCCUUCUUGCUUCCCUUCCUUCUCUCCUUUUCAAACCUCACUCUCUUUCCUUCUGGUUCUUCCACCAGGCCAUUUUCUAAAUCUACAUCAAAGAUACCUCCCAUGUUGGUAUCUGAUAAUAUCUGUCUCUUCUCUUAUCAGAGGAGAGACUUUUUAUUUUUAAGAUGACUACAGACCUAUUUUUAGAUAAGUUUUCAGUACAAUUUUGAACUGCAACUUUUUUAACAAAACAUCUUCCAGUAUUAGGAAGGUUAUAAAAAAAUGUUCCUAGGCAAGUCUGCUGUCUUCACUGUUGGUUAUCUCUCACAGUUGCUUCUGAGUGCUUUCCUGUGCUCUAAAGUUUAGGGGGCUAUUUGGAGUAUAGUGGUUUGUGAAACUGGACCAGUCUGCCUUGCUAUGAGUUGUUGGCGAAAACUUCAUUCUUUUCCUUUACCUUUUUGCUCUCUUGUUCCUCUCUGCCCCACAUUCCUGGUACUGUGGACCGACAGGGAGAUCACGGGAGAGAGGCCCCCAUAGACAGGCUGGUGCAUCCGUCCUCCUACAGGAAGACAGUACAACAGCCACUGGUGUCCUGGGAGUUUCUGGUUCUAUUGGAUGCCUGUCUAAGCCCUCUUAGUAAGAUUUCAGAUCCCCAUUGGCUGGGAAAGAAAGCUGUUCGUUUUUCCUUUGCACCAUGGAAAGACCCUGUUUUGUGAAGACUUUAGGAAAAAGGAAGGACAUCUGCAGAACUUGUUCAGUUUCCUGCCACACAAUGUGAAUAGCUCGUACUGCAGCCCUCUGUGACGGUCGCUGUCUCAGGAAUAAGCUGGGUCUCCAAUGUUUGGGGAUUCUUGUAGUCUCCAAGUUGAUAAUCAGAAGAGUUUUAUUUCUUUGUUAAAUGUAUCUGUUAUGUUUUUAAUUAAACUCCAAGUUUUAUUUCAUGGAGUCUUGGGAAAGCUUAAGUUGUGCAGCCAUUGGCAUAAGCAGCUUGCUCAGGACCUCUGUACCCUGGAGCUUCAUUCUUCGCGAGCAAGGCUCAUGGUUCUUCGCACAUUGGUGUUUGGCACCCUGUGGACUCUGCAGUGAGGAGGUGUGAGUGUGCAGAAGAAUAUACGCUUCCUCAUUGAACGCUGUCUGCAGCAGAGUGGCUUCCUGGACCCACCACCGGGAAGGGAGACAUGGCAGCUGAGUAGGAUAGAGAAACUUUCCUUUUUCUUGCCAUCUUGGAGAGUCUGCAUGUGCGCCCCUCCUCAAUGAGAAGACAUGUCUAGUAUUCCUUGGAGUGUCACCUGCGUGGUGCAGGAGUCUUUUAGCCUUAUGUCCUCUGCCAGGACCCCUCACUGCUUGGUGCAGGCCUUAUAUGAAGGCCACCCGUUCUUUGACCUCCAUACAUGAGCAUUGUAAGAUAAUUGCACAAGGCAAGACAUAAGCUUCCAGCAAAUGGCAUUUUUGUGCCAUGCCUCAUGAGCCAUUUUCUAGUAAGCAUGGUCCAGUGGGGGUUCACCUCUGGGUGGUCACAAGGCCUCACAGCUGGAGCCUUAAAUGGAGGGUGUAUGGUCCUAAUCUGCCAGCCUCCCUCCUGAAGGAGACAGUUAUUUAAACCUUAGUAGCCAUCUACACUGUUGCUAUGAAGGAUGUGUUUCUGCACUUGGGACAAUCAACCUACAUGAGGAAGAAGCUCCAGCCCUGGCGGGAGACACCAGCAGUGCCCUUCCUCCUGAGUUCCCAGCCCUUGUGUUCUGCUGAAAUAGGCACUUCCUUGCCUCCUCCAGGGCACUGGAGUGGAAAAGCUGGCUUCUAGAUAGAAAGAGUUAUCUACUGCUGUGUAACAAAUUACCUGCCAGCCUAAUAUCUUACAAUAGUAAACGCUACCUGUUGGUGUCUCAAAUAGGGUUAGAGGCUGCUCAGCAUGGAGCUUUAGCAUGAGGUCUCAUGGAGAUGCAUGUAGUCUGUGGGUGGGGCUGCUCUCGUCUGGAGCUGGAGAAUCCCACUUCCAUACUUUGUUUUUGUGGUUGUCAGCAGGGUGCCUUCCUUGUUCCAUAUGGGUCUCUGUUAGGUAUCAUGCCAUAGCACCUAGCUUCCUCCUGAGUGACUGAUCCUAGAAAAGGAGGUGGGUAAGAAGAAAGUUGCAGUGCCUUUACACCACCGUGUCCCUAACAGGAGGAAAGUAGUCCUCAGGGAAGUGGGGAUAGCCACAGCCAUAAGCUGGGUGCGCAUUGCUAUCAAACAGCCCUCUAAAGUAGGACCAAACUGGGAUAAAAGACUUCUCUUUCCCCAAAGCUACCCAUUUAUCUUAAGAGAAGCGGCAGGAAAUGAAGAUUCCCAGAUCCAUUGCAUCCCCACCCCCCAUCUGCCUGUUUUCUCAAGAAUGCUUGCUUUUCUGAGAUUCUGAGGGGGCCUCUUCAAGCGUCAUUUACCCCUUCUGUCUUCCUUUAGCCCAGAGUUGACAAAAGGAAUUGGGGGCCUUCCUGUGCAGCCAUACAAACUUUCUUAACUGGAGCGGUGUUUGUCUGGCAGAGGAAUCAAAGGACAUUGGAUGUCAGGUUCAUGAGUUACAGAGCAGAAAGCAGUUCAGGUUCCUGGUGAUGAUAUUGAAGUCAGGUGCUACCUGCAUGCAUUGGUCUAGGUGUUCCACCCAGAUCAUAAGCCAGGGACAUCUGAAAAUGCAGAUGUCUGUAUACUUGAUUCCUCUGGUCUGCAGCAUGCAGAGUAGCCUGUUGCCUCCUGGGCACUUGGAUAGAAGGGCGCUUUUACAAAAAGCAGCAGUCUUGUUUUCACCUGUAGGGGACGCUUCAGAGGUGGCUCGCCAGUGCCUCGGAUCUCAUGGGAUGUCUACUUGUCCAUUCUCCCCAUCCUUAGAUGGAGGCUCUUGAUUAAAUUGGUGCUCUGUCUUGCUAGCCUUUUCUGUAGCCAUGCUUGCUUUAGAAUGUAUUUCAGGCUCUCAUGGUGGGUUUCCUUCUAGGGGUGAGGAAUAGAAAGCUCUUGUUCCUGUCUCCUUGGGCCUCUCAUCUGUUGUGUUCCACUGAAAGUCCAUCCAGCCUGCUUGUAUAGGCUGCCACUGUAAGUUAGGGCACUAGUGUACCAGACAUGUAUCAGAUAGGGAGCCUCCUUCCCAUCUGCAUCUUGGGUGCUGGCUGCUUGAGGGGGGUGUGGUGUAACCCUUUUUAUCCCCUCUAGAGGAAAGGCACUACUGUAUUCACACAGUUCUUUAGUAUGUUUUCUGGACUCCAUGCCCACGGCAGCUAUUGAUUGAUCUGCGAAAACCCAAUCACUGACCCAUCCUUACCAUGGAAGGCGGGGUUUAUAGUGGAGGAACACCAUUUCUUCUUGGGGUAGAGGGUUCUGUCUGAGCUUUUGAGUUACCCACAGCCCUUGCCUCUCAGCCUUUCGUGACAGGAAUCCGGGCUCCUGCAGUUGAGGCAGUCCUUCGGUGCUUGCCAUCCCGCUGUGCUUCCUGCUCUGGCAGUGCUUUUCACGGUAGUGGUGGACUUUGUGAAGCUGCUCACAGUAGCUGAAGACUGUAAGGAUGACUGACGGGUCCUCAAUUUUCCAGUUGAUCAGUCAAGAUACCUUCCCUACUCUAUGAAACUAGCUUUCCCUUAGGCAGGUCCUGGAUGGCAGAGCUUACUUUCAAAGUCUUUGGGUUGUCUAUGGUUUCCCUCUGCUUGCUCCAACUCUUCCUGCACCCUAGUGGGCCAUACUGUGCCCAGUAGAAAAGGCUACUGAACUGAGCGGAAACAGUUCCUAGUGGAUACAAACUCCUGCCUACCUUUCUGAGGUGGAAGGGUGGCGGUGGGAGGCCGAAUGCCUGGUAGACACUUGGCUGUGCUGAUGUUUCCAAAGGGAGCUCCUCCCAGGGCUUCCGACCUAAAUCCAGGGCGUUGUGAACUUAGAGAAUCCACAAAUCUAGCACAGAAUGCCCAUUCUUGCCUCUAUACCCCCUUCCUCUCCAUUUCAGUCUUAAAAACUGCCCAGCCCAGGCCUGGGGGUUAUGACUGGAGGGCAAGAGAGUGGGGACACCAGCAGGAGGUAGGGGCCAGCUCCAGGAAGCCUUAAAGAAGGCAACUUGAAGAAUCCCAAGGACUCCGAUUCCCACUUGUUCAUAUUAAGAAUCUGUGUUUUCUGAUAGACCCUCCCCUGUUCACUGCUGCAGUCUUAGCCACAUGGGAUGGAAUUUCAGAGGCUGCCAGUACUUUUUCCUUGGUCCUCCUACUUGGUUCCCUUGAUGUGCUGUCCCCUUACCCUCCUCCCUUCGCUGUCAGCAAUGGUCAGUGGAAGGUUCCAUGCAAUCCUAGGACAGUCCUGUGUGAUUCCAUGACCAGUUUGUUUUCUUACUGUCCUUCCAAGCCAGCAGGUGUUUGGAACUAGUAAAAAAUUUCUCACCAACAGUUGCUGUUACAGCUAAAUAAAGAUAUUGAAUAUUGA